CCAUCCACCUCCUUUCCUCCCUUCCUUCUGCCCCCUUCCUGCCUUCUUUCCCCUUUCCCUCCUGCUUGCCUGCUUUUUCUUCCCUCCUUCCUUCUUUCCUUCCUCCCUUCUUUCCCUCCCUCUCUGUUACUGUUACUCUGCCCUUUCCAGCUCUCCGGAGCCCUUGCCCGCCCGCCUGCCCGCCCGCCCGCCAGCCGCCGGUUCCUCUUUCGCGGAGCCUUGACCGCCCCUCCGCCUCCUGCUGAUUUCCUGCCCCCCGUCCUCUCUUCCCCUCCUUCCUUCCUUCCCGAGCCAGCCCAGCCGGCGGGACGCUGCCGAGGCCUCUCGCGGAAACUCCGGAGCGGAUCGCGGGGAGUAACUGCAAAAGGAUCAUGGAAACGCCCGGCGGGGCUUCCCGGGGUCUCUGGAUCUCUCUCCUGGCGCCUUUGCUGUUUUCCAGCUGCGCAGUUGUUACAGGACAACUGAAAGUUGAUGUAACUCAACUUCCGGAAACCGUAUCGGUGAAAGCUGGAGAGAACCUCACUCUAAAGUGUACAUUGACUGGAGGAAAUAUACCCGGAGGCGUACGAUGGUACAAAGGGCCGGACAGAAGCCAGACCCCCAUUUACAGCGAUAAACAAGAAGCUUCCAACAGGGUGGUCCGAGUCAUCCCAGGAUCCAACACGGACUUCAGCAUCGACAUCCAGAACAUCCGUCCUGAAGAUGCUGGGACCUACUAUUGUGUGAAGUUCAGGGCAGGAAUCCCAGAGAAAGAGCUGGUUUCAGGAAAAGGAACUCUGGUCUCCGUGAUUGCCAUGCCGUCCCAGCCCGUGGUUCUUGGCCCCACAAGAAGAAUCACGGCGGGGUCUCGGGCCUCCUUCAGCUGCUCCACAGGGGGAUUCUCCCCCCGAGAGAUCACGGUCAGCUGGUUGAAGGAUGGGAAAAAAAUACCGGGUGGCCAGACCAACAUCCUGAAUUCUGAUGAAAAGCAGAGCAUCUCGUACCGAGCGGAAAACACGUUGGAAAUCAUGCUGGACCGAGGAGACGUGAAGUCUCAGCUGACCUGCCAGAUCCAACAUAGAUCGUUGGAUGGUCGUGGUCCUCUCCAGCAGAUCUUCGCACUUCGGGAUGUCCUAAGAGUUCCACCCAAGGUGCGUCUUGAGACCAGCCCGCCUUCUCCCGUCCAGCUGAACGUCUCAGUGACGGUCACUUGCAACGCGGAAAGCUUUUAUCCGGAUGACGCGAAAGUGGAGUUGUUUCCCAAGGAUGCCCCAAGCAGAAAAGGAAAGGUUGGCGCGAAGACUUCGAAUCAAGACGGGACUUUUUCCCUCAAGAGCAACCUAGAGAUGAUGGCCACCGAAGACAAGAACUUCUCCAUGUUCCUUUGCCAGGUCCAGCACGAUUCCCAGCCUCUGGUCAACGAAACCACCACGCUUUUGAUCAGGAUGCAACCUGAAGACAACAGAAGUAUGGGCGAUGAUAAAGGAAACGGUAGAACAACCAUGAUUAUCAUUGCGGUGGUGGUGUGUUCCCUCCUGGUUGUGUUGGUGAUUGCGGUUAUCUACCUCAUCCAAGCAAGACACAGCAAAGGUAAAGACUCCACAUCCGUAAGGCUCCACGAAGCUGAAAAGUCUCCACCGAUGACGAAUCAGGACACGGAUCCCAACAACGUGGCCUAUGCAGAUCUAAACUUCGACAAGGAGGCCCAAAAGAGACCCUGCCCAGGGGUGGAAAGCCCCCUGCAGUCGGAAUACGCCACCCUCCAGGCGGUGAAACCCUUGCCCAAUGACGACAACGUAACCUACGCAGACUUGGAUAUGGUCCAGCUGAACAAAGCACCCAAGCGGCCGGCCCCGAAGGCCGAGGAAGUGAGUUCAGAGUACGCCAGCGUCCAGGUGCAGAAUAAGUGAUCUCCGGGAGAGGCGGCGGCCGCUUAGGGGCUCGAAGGACCUCUGACCAGUGGGUUGGGGAAUCUUCCACUAGGGCUCGGACUCUCGAUGUUGUGCUCCUCCCAGUCUCGGCGGAGGUUCCUUGGAAACUGUUUGGUGCUACUCACAGCUGCAUCCUGGGUUUUUUUGAGCUUCUUCCUUCCCUGCUCGCCGAGCGGAUGGAAGACGUCACGACAGAUCUAACACGGCUUUUCUCACCGAGCACCUCCACUCUCUUCCUCAUACCUUCGUCAACCUGCCACUAAGGACAAGCAGACCGCGGGAGGCCUGUGGGUGCAGGCCGGUCGCCGUAUCUGGCUCUUUCCUGACGGAAGCUCUUCUCGUUGGCCUUGGGAAUCGUCAAGCUGCUGAGAUGCCACCUUGAGGUUCCUCCUUCCUGGAGCCAGGCUCCAUCGGUGACCCCAAGUCACCCCCUAAAACUGAAACCAACCUUUGGAUCGGGCACUCCUGUCCCCUUCCGAGGUCAUGGACUAGACUUCAGGAGAAGGGGAGACAAGAGGAGGACUACUUCCCAAGUGCUUCUGGGCAGAGGAAGUCUCCAUUUUUGGCCAAGAUGGUCUCUCUUUCACUUUGCUUUACUCUAAUCCCGCAGAUACUUCCUGGGUUUAGCUUAGUUAGCUUCAGUCCGGCUUUUGCUGGCAAGGCCACAAUCUGUAGAAAACCUUCUCGAGGAUCCAUCUCUAUCUCCUCCUCCAUCUCCACCUCCUCCUCCUCCUCCUCCUCUUCUUCUUCUUCUUCUUCUUCUUCUUCUUCUUCUUCUUCUUCUUCUUCUUCUUCUUCUUCUUCUUCUUCUUCUUCUUCUUCUUCUUCUUCUUCUUCUUCUUCUUCUUCUUCUUCUUCUUCUUCUUUAAAAUCAACAUUUCUUCCCUUAAGGACUUCUCGUUUAGAGGGGGAGGUGACGGACCACGUGAAGCAACCCCGAAGGGUCUACUUUGAGCCUUAGGAAAUUAGGAACCUCGCUGAGUAAUCGCUUCGGUUCCUGUCCUGACACGAUCUUCGUUACUGGCCUUCUUCUUCUCCCAUAGUAAACUAAGAGUAACUCUUUUAACGGUGAAGAUCUCUGUGUGUGCGCGCGUGUGUGUUUGUGUGUGUGUGUUUCUGAAAGGUGGCACUCCCUUCUCUUUCUACCAUCCUCGUGGGAAAGAUAGCGCGUCUCCAUGAAGAUAGGUCUACAGCAGGGGAUCUCCAAAUGUGGCCACUUCGAAGACUCUUGUGGACCUCAACUCCCAGAAUUCCCCCGCCAUCUCGUGGUGUUAAGAUCUUCAUUUAAAAGGAGGAGGGAGAGAAAUUACUUUAUGGUGGAGGGUUUAGCCUUGACCAGAGAUUUAAACACUGCGUCAGGCCUGGAAGCCAUUAUUAUUAUUAUUAUUAUUAUUAUUAUUAUUAUUAUUAUUAUUUGUAUUAGGCCUUCAGACUUGCAACCAGAGCAUGGCUGGCUGGGGGAAUUCUGGGAGUUGAAGUCCACAGGUCUUAAAAGUGGCCACGUUUGGAGAACCCCCCAUCCUACGGCAUCUCACACCACGACUUCUCUUGUAGCUCCACCGUAGACGUUCGCUCAUGAAUUCGUCGGGCGGGUGUCGAGAAGGACAACGGUUGACUUUGACAACGAGGCUGGGGGCUUUGGGAGGAUGAGGGGGCUGUUGGUUGGAUGUCUUCUUCAUCUCCUCCCAGGUGGGUGGAGCUCCGGGCAACAUCUCCAGAUGAACUGAGAGGAACAGGGGCUCCGUGUGGCUUGACCGCCAACGUCUUUGGUGAGAUCAUCCCCAUCCCCUUCUUUUGUAGUUUCUUCUCAGAUCCCCCAUCUUCUUUAAGUCGCUCGUUUUUAUUUUUUAUUUCCCCAUUCUGGAAGUGCAGUUAAAUAAGAGUGAGGCAAGGAGCAGACAGUCCCUUAAAAAAAAUGGAGGUCCAUUUGGGUCAGGGGCACCUCACGAAAUCGCUGCUGUACUGCCUACGGUGACUGUUCCACAUUAUAACCGUGUACUCCUUUUACAACUAAAAAAAAAAAAAUUACCAAUAUUUGUGUACGUUCUUUGUAAGUGAGUGUAGUACUGUGUACUUAGCACUAGUGUGAAAAGAGAAUCCGGGAAAACAAGGGAAAGGGCCUGAGCGCUGGGGAAGAAGUAGUCCAUUCAAAGGUUGGGCUUCCCAGGCCUGUUGCCCCACCAGAUGGCGAUGGGAGCUGUAGUCCCAAGUUCUUGAGAAGUUACCCAGCUGGGGCAAAGCUGCUCUGAAACCUUCACAACCAACUUUCUGUGGCUCCUGCUACCAGUAACCAAAAUUCUUCUUGAUAGUUUUUCAAAGAUCCUCCUUCUUGUUGUGUCCGUCCUUACUAUAAUGUUUAGGGUUAACUAACUAGCAAUUUUGGUGGAUGUGGACAAGGAUGGAGGGAAGCAGAAGGGAUGUCUUCCGACACGCUUGUGUCCAUCUUGCAACCGAUGUCCAUCUUGAGGAUCCAAGAAGAUCUCAAAAGAUCCCAGGAAGGGAAAUGGGUCACCUGGAGGGAUCACUGCCAUUAUUUCUUCCAAAGGCAGAAGAUCCCUCUCCCUCACCUUCUCCCUUGUCCUUUCUCCUGGCUCUCCAUCAAAUCUUUGAAGGCCAUCUUCAUCUUGGACAGCCUCUUUUCACCAUAGCUCAUUCAAGGUCAUAUCUCAGAACCCUGGAGUUGACCCUCCCUUGGAGGUUCACCUGGUAGAGCUAGGGGGAGUGGGAAUUUGGGGUCCAAAUACUGCUGAAGUCCCUGCUGUUUCUUAAACACCACGGGGGAGAAGUCCUAUCUGUAUGAAGGAUCUAAAAGGGAAGACGUGAGAAUGGAAUUCAGGAAUCUGGGCAAGCUAUCGAAUCCUCACAGAACUUCCUAGGUUGCAGAGACCAAGUUAGGUGAGAAGUUAUGGCCCUCCAGACCUUGCAGAACUACGUCUCCCAGGAGGUCCCACUCUCGCGUUGUGGUUCUACAACAUCUGAAGGCCUCAACUUCUCCAUCCGUGUUUGGGAAAAACAAGGGUUGGCGUGUCCCUCAAAGCCAAUGUAGAAGUUCCUUCCGGCACGCGACCACUCUUGAAGCUUGGUUCUUCCUUCCACCUCCCCUUCAGAUCUGUCUCAUCCAGCUCAGCUCUGAAUCCUCACUCCCCCGCCCCGUGCUGUGCCACAAUUGGAGUGGGGGACGAAGCCAAUUGUGAUGCUGGUAGGCUCAUGAAAACAACGAAGGAGGAGGUGGCCCUUUGAGUUGACUCACGGCUUCCAUUGGGGCUGACACGCCAGCAUGGCGAGGAUUUCACAGCCGCUGUUUGCCUUGCUUUAGUUACAAACGCUCCCGUAGUGACAAGGAAUGUCCAAUCUUCUGCAAAGCAGGAAAUGAGGAAGUGGUUAGUGAUUGUGUAGAGCAGGGAUAUCCUACCUUGGGGUCUUUAAGAUUUGUGGACUUCAGCUCCAGAAUCCCCCAGCCAGCCAUACUUUUAAGACUUGUGGACUUCACCUCCCAGAAUCCCCCAGCCAGCCAUGCUGGGAGCUGAAGUCCACAAGUCUUAAAAGUAUGGCUGGCUGGGGGACUCUGGGAGCUGAAGUCCACAAGUCUUAAAAGUAUGGCUGGCUGGGGGACUCUGGGAGCUGAAGUCCACAAGUCUUAAAAGUAUGGCUGGCUGGGGUACUCUGGGAGCUGAAGUCCACAAGUCUUAAAAGUAUGGCUGGCUGGGAGACUCUGGGAGCUGAAGUCCACAAGUCUUAAAAGUAUGGCUGGUUGGGGGAUUCUGGGAGCUGAAGUCCACAAGUCUUAAAAGUAUGGCUGGCUGGGGGACUCUGGGAGCUGAAGUCCACAAGUCUUAAAAGUAUGGCUGGCUGGGGGACUCUGGGAGCUGAAGUUCACAAGUCUUAAAAGUUGUCAAGGCUGGAUAUCCCCAAUUCAUCCACCUGCCUCGGACUUCAAUUCCCAGAAUUCCAGCCUCCGCCGCUAAAGGAAUGAUGGGGAACGAAGUCAAAACAACCCCAAGCCAUCCCACUCAAGAUUGUGAAAUAGGCUCAGUGCUUGGCCGCAGUUUUGCAGGAAGGAUAAGAGGACUAAGGCCAGGGGA
Messenger RNA from Ahaetulla prasina, 5992 nucleotides. RefSeq names its product signal regulatory protein alpha (gene SIRPA). Lineage: Eukaryota; Metazoa; Chordata; Lepidosauria; Squamata; Colubridae. The transcript is spliced from 9 exons. The record is from RefSeq and is a predicted model, not a curated record. Bases 372 to 1889 code for a protein of 505 amino acids. Gene Ontology annotation, cellular component: plasma membrane.